AUGGCUUCGAGCAAACGCCAAUCUGUUCUCCCCAGAGGCCAAGCGGGGCCAAAGGCUCCUGUGAACUUUUCGUCCUCUAUCACCAUCUCCGAUACCGCUAUCCUGGCUGGAAACCAUACCAUCAACGUCAGCUCCGAAUCUGUCAUUCACCCCCGUGCGCGCUUCGAUUCUACAAAGGGCAGGGUGACGGUCGGUCGGCGAUGUAUUAUACACGAGCGAACUCAGAUUGGUGUCGCCGAACCCAAUCAACCUUCUGCUUCUUUCGGCGUGCUCAUGGACGACUAUGUGACGAUCGAAGUGUCCGCAAUCAUCGAGUCUGGAGAAACAACCAUCGGUGAGGGCACUGUCGUGGGUAUUGGUGCCAGAAUAGGCAGAGGGGCAAAGAUUGGCAAGCACUGCACAAUCACAGCCAAGAGCAUCAUACAGCCUGGAGAGACGGUACCAGACAAUACGGUGGUUUACUCCAACGGCUCGAGACGAAUGGACAGACGCGAUAUUGCAGAGCUCAAAUUCAGAGCACAAACCCGCCAAAUCGAGAUUCUGAGACGUCUAAUACCCAGUAACCCGGCCAAAUUCAAGGAAUAA
Messenger RNA from Pestalotiopsis fici W106-1, 585 nucleotides. RefSeq lists its product as uncharacterized. Gene Ontology annotation, molecular function: dynein complex binding. The transcript has 2 exons. The record is from RefSeq and is a predicted model, not a curated record. Bases 1 to 585 code for a protein of 194 amino acids. NCBI's taxonomy places the organism in Eukaryota, Fungi, Ascomycota, Sordariomycetes, Amphisphaeriales, Sporocadaceae. Gene Ontology annotation, biological process: mitotic spindle organization. Gene Ontology annotation, cellular component: dynactin complex.